Messenger RNA from Scomber scombrus (Atlantic mackerel), 903 nucleotides. RefSeq names its product Fc receptor-like protein 5. The record is from RefSeq and is a predicted model, not a curated record. Lineage: Eukaryota; Metazoa; Chordata; Actinopteri; Scombriformes; Scombridae. The transcript has 6 exons. Gene Ontology annotation, molecular function: transmembrane signaling receptor activity. Gene Ontology annotation, biological process: cell surface receptor signaling pathway. The coding region runs from base 172 to 903 and encodes 243 amino acids.
GAAUACAUAAAGGGUUAACUCAAGCUUUCAUGUGACUGCUAAUAAUAUGAACUACGGUAAAUUAGAUUCCAGCAGAGUAAACCACACAGCAGCAUCACACCUACAGAGGAAGGAAGUCGUGUUUAACUGCAGUGAACAAAUGAAAUCAUUCUCACAUCACCGAGAGGCCGAAUGGACCAAACAUCUCUUCUGUGGCUCUUUGUGAGCUCUCUGCUGUUCUGCACAACAAACCAAGCCUCUCUGACUGUGAGUCCCAGCAGAUCUCAGAUGUUUAAAAGAGAGUUUGUCUCUCUGAGCUGUGAGGAGGACGACAGCUCUGCUGGAUGGAAGCUGAGGAGGAACACAACCAGAGAAACCAGGAAGGAGUGUGGAGCUGACUGGGGAAGAUCAGCUGGUUCCUCCUGUAAUAUCAGCUACAUUCAGACAUCAGCCAGUGGAGUUUACUGGUGUGAGUCCAGAGAGGGAGCAACCAGUAACAGCAUCAACAUCACUGUCACUGGUGGAUCAGUGAUCCUGCAGAGUCCUGUCCUCCCUGUGAUGGAGGGAGAUGAUGUCACUCUGCACUGUAAAACAAAGACCUCCAACCUCCCAGCUGAUUUCUAUAAAGAUGGCUCCCUCAUCAGGACUGAGCCUGCAGGUCACAUGACCAUCCACCAUGUUUCCAAGUCUGAUGAAGGCCUCUACAAGUGUUACAUCAGCAGUCAUGGAGAGUCUCCAUCCAGCUGGAUCUCUGUCACAGAGAAACCCACCACAUCUCUACCUCCCCUCCCCUCUACCUCUCCUCCUUCAACAUCCACCUCUCCUCAUCUCUCUGUGCUGUGGUUUGUUCCACUUGUCUGUGGUCUGGUUCUAGUUGUUCUACUGGUUCUACUGAUUAUGAUCCAGCUGCAGCUCACUCAGUAG